AUGGAGCUGGCGGAACAGAUUGACGAUUCGACAUUCUGCACAAUGAAUGACAAAGCCCCCACCAGAGUUAUGGGCACCUGUAAUAGCUCGCCCGAUAAUAUCAUUGCUAGCGGUGGUCUGAUAAAUAGCUUAACCUGGCGACCUAUACUAACUCUCGCAUCAGACCAUCUGCCCAUAAUCAUCUCGAUCGAGAAACCUCCCGAUUUCGUUUCUGUGGACAACCGUACCUUCAGUAACUUUAAUAAAGCUAACUGGGUCGGCUUCACAGAAAGUACUGAGAGCACCUUUAACGCUCUACCCAUUCAUCCGAACGUAUGCGGUGGCGAACGUCGAUUCCGCAAGGUGAUCGCAGCAGCUACCGCCCGCUUCAUCCCGGCUGGAAGAAUAGCGGAAAUCCGCCCCAAUUUCCCGGCCGAAGCAGCUGCCGAUCCCGGGGAUCCCCAAAUAAGGGAUCUCAAUUAG
Molecule: messenger RNA, 462 nt
Organism: Bactrocera tryoni
Lineage: Eukaryota; Metazoa; Arthropoda; Insecta; Diptera; Tephritidae
Exons: 2
Coding region: 1-462 (153 amino acids)
Source: RefSeq, a predicted model, not a curated record